AUGAUAAACAAAACGUCAGUCAAAGAAUUCAUUCUUCUGGGACUUACAGAUGAUCCAGAGUUACAAAUUGUGAUAUUUUUCUUUAUGCUGUUUACAUAUUUACUGAGUGUAAGUGGAAACAUGACUAUCAUAAUAUUGACCUUAUUGAAAGUCACUCUGAAGACUCCUAUGUAUUUCUUUCUCAGGAAUUUCUCUUUCUUAGAAAUAUCAUUUACAACAGUAUGUAUACCUAGAUUUCUGAUAAGUAUUGCUACAGGGGACAUAAUCAUUUCCUAUAAUGCUUGCAUGGCACAAGUAUUUUUUUUAAUCCUCUUGGGUGCAACAGAGUUUUUUCUUCUGGCUGUUAUGUCAUAUGACCGUUAUGUGGCUAUCUGCAAACCUCUACAUUACACAACUAUCAUGAGCAACAAAGUCUGCAAUCGGCUUGUAAUGGGCUCCUGGCUGGCUGGUUUUCUUGUUAUUUUUCCACCUGUGAUUAUGGGGCUCCAACUGGAUUUCUGUGAUUCCAACAUUAUUGACCAUUUCACUUGUGACUCUUCACCUAUGUUGCUCAUUGCUUGUACAGACACAAAGUUUCUAGAGCUUAUGGCAUUUUUCUUAGCAGUAUUCACACUCAUGGUAACUUUGGCUUUAGUGAUUCUCUCCUAUUCCCUCAUUCUUAGAACAAUUCUGAAGAUCCCUUCAGCCCAGCAAAGGAAAAAGGCAUUUUCUACUUGUUCUUCUCACAUGAUUGUGGUUUCAAUUUCCUAUGGAAGCUGCAUUUUCAUGUAUGUGAAAACAUCAGCAAAAGAAGGAGUGGAUCUUAGCAAAGGUGUAGCAGUACUUAAUACCUCUGUUGCUCCCAUGUUGAAUCCAUUUAUUUACACCUUAAGGAAUCAGCAGGUGAAACAGGCCCUUAAGGACUCAAUUAAGAGAAUGUUAUUAUCAAACAAGGGCUAA
Elephantulus edwardii (Cape elephant shrew) is the source of this 939-nucleotide messenger RNA. Its product is annotated as olfactory receptor 6C65-like. The record is from RefSeq and is a predicted model, not a curated record. Gene Ontology annotation, molecular function: G protein-coupled receptor activity; olfactory receptor activity. Bases 1 to 939 code for a protein of 312 amino acids. Lineage: Eukaryota; Metazoa; Chordata; Mammalia; Macroscelidea; Macroscelididae. The transcript has a single exon. Gene Ontology annotation, cellular component: membrane. Gene Ontology annotation, biological process: G protein-coupled receptor signaling pathway.